UUGGGGCAAAGCAGCAUUCCCUGACCCCAGGGGCAUCUGGACACAGCCAUUCUGUUUACAGGCUGAACACCAAAAUCCUCAUCAGGAGUUUUGGUGUGUCCCCUCUGUAAUCCUGUGAAGUCCUGAGAGAAGUGUCAGCCAUGAGGAUCCUGUACCUGCUCUUCCCCUUGUUCCUCCUGUUGGUCCAGGGUGCUGCAGGAUCCUCCUUGGGUCCAACAAACAGGAAACAAUGUCAGAAAGAAAAAGGGUACUGCUCACUCCUGAACUGCUCUUUCCCCUAUGUCAUCGCAGGAAAAUGUUCCAGGUUUUACUUCUGCUGCAAAAGAAUCUGGGGUUGAGACCCUGAAAUUCCCAAGCAGGACAUUCCCUCGCUUCUGGCUCCUGGACCCAUCUCCUGAUGUCCCCUCCCGUCCCUGCCUGUGCCGUGCCCAGCUGCGGUGACAGCAGCAGUGGCAGCUGCUCCUGCUGGGCGCUGCUGGGCUGGAGCCCUCUGCUGCCAGCGCCGGUGUCUCUGGGGCAGGGGCUGCUUUUCGCGGCUUGAAUAAAGACUUUGAGCACGUUGGCAUUGCA
Corvus hawaiiensis (hawaiian crow) is the source of this 570-nucleotide messenger RNA. Its product is annotated as ostricacin-2-like. Bases 141 to 338 code for a protein of 65 amino acids. The transcript has 4 exons. Gene Ontology annotation, biological process: cell chemotaxis; defense response to bacterium. The record is from RefSeq and is a predicted model, not a curated record. Gene Ontology annotation, cellular component: extracellular region. Lineage: Eukaryota; Metazoa; Chordata; Aves; Passeriformes; Corvidae. Gene Ontology annotation, molecular function: CCR6 chemokine receptor binding; chemoattractant activity.